AACAAAUUUCUAUAUAGGAAGGCCCCAGAGUCUGUGUGUGUGUGUGUAUAUCACUCAGCAAAAGCCUACUUGUAUCAACCAAGAGAGAUAGAGAGAUGCAGAGAGAGCCACCGAGUCUGUGAUAGUCAAGAUGGCCUCAUUAUGCCCACUCGUAUUCCAGGUGAAUCGCUGCGAACCUCGACUAAUAACACCCGCAAAACCAACACCACAUGAAACAAAGCUGCUGUCGGAUAUUGACGACCAGCAAGGCCUCAGGUUCCAUGUUCCAUUCAUCAUGUCUUACAAGAACAAUCCUUCAAUAUUGUUGAAACAAAAUGACCCUGUUAAGGUGAUCAGUGACGCGUUGAGUAGAGCACUGGAGUAUUACAACCCUUUGGCUGGUAGGCUCAGGGAAGUGCAUAAUAAAAAGCUUAUGGUGAACUGCAAAGGAGAAGGCAUCUUGUUCGUCGAGGCCAAUGCCAACGUCACACUCGACGAACUCGGGGACGCAAUUCUACCGCCUUGUCCAUUCUUAGAGGAGUUCCUGUUUAACGUGCCAGGCUCUGAUGGUAUUCUUGGUUCUCCUUUGAUCUUGAUACAGGUAACCCGUCUGAAUUGCGGAGGUUUCAUAUUUGCAUUGCGGUUAAACCACACAAUGUGUGACGCAUUUGGUUUGGUUCAAUUCUUGAACGCAGUAGGCGAGAUUGCCCAAGGCGCAGAAGCACCUUCUACUAUACCAGUGUGGGAACGAGAGCUCUUGAGCGCUCGAGAUCCUCCACAAAUUUCAUGUACACAUCAUGAAUUUGAUGAUACCAUUGACCACUCAUAUCUGAACUCUGCAACGACAGUCCAACGAUCUUUAUGUUUUGGUCCCGAGGAGAUAAAGGCCCUCAAGGAGCAUCUUCCACCACACCUUUCCACCUGUUCAUCCACAUUUGAUUUAAUAACAGCUUGCUUGUGGAAAUGUCGAACAAUUUCACUUGAAAUGGACCCAAAACAGAUUGUCCGUCUAUCAUGCGCAGUUAAUGCACGUGGUAAACACAAAACUUUAUGUCUUCCUCCAGGAUACUAUGGCAAUACAUUUGCAUAUCCGGCUGUUGUUUCAACUGCAGAACGUUUAUGUAACAGUCCGUUGGGAUAUGCAGUGGAGUUGGUGAAGAAAUCGAAAGCUAAAAUGAGUGAAGAGUACUUAAGAUCUGUGGCAGAUUUUGAGGAGAUAAGAGGACGACCUCCACUUGCAAUGGAAGGCAUGAGUGACUUUAUAGUUUCGGAUAACACACGAACAGGUUUGGGAGAAAUUGAUUUCGGGUGGGGAAAGCCAGUAUAUGCUGGAGUUGCUAAGUCCUUCGAUAUGGUUAGCUUCUAUGUCAAGAACACAAACAAAGCUGAGCAAUAUAAAGUUCUGGUACCAAUAUGCUUGCCAUUAUCGUCCAUGGAGAGGUUUCAGCAAGAGCUCAUGAAGAUGAUUAGUUUCGACAAAGUGGAGAUACCAUCAUAUAUAUAAUUAAGUACCUCAUUAAGCACGAUUGUUUGGUUAUAUCACUUAUAUGCAAUAUGCUCAUGUCAUCUGGUUAAAGAAUUUUCUGGACUUGUACUGGCAUUGGUUUCAGCAUAAUCAUCUCUAAAAUAUUAUAAACGGUGUGUGUUAUUUUUUUGUUCUUAA
Rosa chinensis is the source of this 1642-nucleotide messenger RNA. Its product is annotated as alcohol acyl transferase 1 allele GSd. The transcript has 2 exons. The record is from RefSeq and is a predicted model, not a curated record. Bases 131 to 1483 code for a protein of 450 amino acids. NCBI's taxonomy places the organism in Eukaryota, Viridiplantae, Streptophyta, Magnoliopsida, Rosales, Rosaceae.